Messenger RNA from Bacidia gigantensis, 369 nucleotides. RefSeq lists its product as uncharacterized. Lineage: Eukaryota; Fungi; Ascomycota; Lecanoromycetes; Lecanorales; Ramalinaceae. The transcript is spliced from 3 exons. The coding region runs from base 1 to 369 and encodes 122 amino acids. The record is from RefSeq and is a predicted model, not a curated record.
AUGGUUGAUGCUAUACGCUACAACUCUCCUGCUCUGCCUAUCGCCUUUACUUUCUAUACCCUUCCUUGGGUCAGCCUUGAGCAGCAGCUUAGUAUACAUCUGGAGCCGGCGGAACCCGGAGACGAGGCUAAGCUUGCUUGGUCUUUUGGUCUUCACGGCGCCAUAUCUGCCGUGGGUGCUGAUGGCUUUUUCUCUCUUGGGCAUAUAUGGUAUUUCUUUUCCGAUGUCUACCCCUCAUUACACAAUGGGCAACGGCCGCUCGAUCCACCACAAUUUUGGCGGAAUCUUUUCGAGAGAGUGCCUGCGGACACCGGAGCUCAACCAAUCAACAAUGAAAUUGCCGCGGCGACUGCACCGGAGUUACGGUAG